Messenger RNA from Yarrowia lipolytica CLIB122, 894 nucleotides. RefSeq lists its product as uncharacterized. Lineage: Eukaryota; Fungi; Ascomycota; Dipodascomycetes; Dipodascales. The record is from RefSeq and is a predicted model, not a curated record. Gene Ontology annotation, molecular function: acetylpyruvate hydrolase activity.
AUGUUCACUUCCUCAACAAUGUCUCGACAAUUCACUCGACUGAUUCGAUUUCUGGGAACCGACUCCAAGGUCUACUUUGGAGACGCCAUUCUGCCCUCCGGUGUCAAGGAUGCCCGACUUGCCACUGAGGCCUACCUCAUUGGCGGUGACAUCUUCGGCUCCUACACCGUCACCGAUACCAAGGUUGGCAUUUCCAAGCUGCUUUCUCCUCUUAACGAUGCUCACACCCGAACCGUUCGAUUUGUUGGUAUGAACUACGGUAAGCACGCCGAUGAGCUUGGUCUUCCUCGACCCCAGUACCCUGUUCUCUUCUUUAAGCCCGUCACUGCUCUUAACGGACCUACUGAGGACGUUAUUGUUCCUCGAAUCGCCCAGGCCACUGAUGCCACUGACUACGAGUGUGAGCUUGUUGUUGUCAUUGGUAAGCGAUGCCGAGACGUCAACAAGAAGGAGGCUCUCGACUACGUUCUCGGAUACUCUUGCGGUAACGAUCUGUCCCAGCGAACCUGGCAGACUGAGCGAGGAGGAGGACAAUUCUCUCUCGGAAAGAUGUACGACGGAUGGGCUCCGUUUGGCCCUGCCAUUGUGUCGCCCAAGCUCGCUGGCAAUCCCGACAACCUCAAGCUGUCCACCAAGGUUAACGGCGAGAUUGUCCAGGACGCUGACACCACUGAUAUGAUCCACAAGGUUGCUGAUGUUGUUUCCUUCUACUCCCAGGGCUCCACCCUCAUGCCCGGAGACCUGAUCUUCACCGGCACUCCCUUUGGUGUUGCUGCUGGCCGAAACCCCCACAACUGGCUCAAGGACGGAGAUGUGGUUGAGAUUGAGGUCGAGAACCUUGGAACUCUCAAGAACAAGAUUGUUUUCGAGAAGGGCGAGAAGCCCAAGCUUUAG